AUGGCUUCUCUGGGUCGGGCAGUGACGACCUUGGGUGUUCGAUCAUCGAUUAGUAAUUCACUACGAACUUCUUUGGCUUAUUGUACAAAGUCUUUCGCAGACCCCAAGACCUGUGAUGCAAAUGCUGUAAACUUAGUUACACAUACUGGACAGAAAUACAGUGAAGAUGAUUACAGGCGUGUCAGAUUUAUUGACAAAGAGAAAUUGGUCAACAGAAACUUUGCUAUCGACCUGAUUGCUGAAGAUCCAGUUGUUGUUGUGAAUGCCCGAAACAUAUGGAGUGAUGGUGGAGGAGCACUAGGUCAUCCCAAGGUUUACAUUAAUCUGGAUAAACCUGAAAUUGCUGUUUGCGGUUAUUCUGGUCACAAGUUCAUCCAAAAGAAAUUUUACAAUGAAGCUGAACAUGGACCUUGUAUAUCAUACGAGGAAUACCUUGGCAAAGCAAAAGCUGCAAAAUAA
Acanthosepion pharaonis is the source of this 459-nucleotide messenger RNA. The record is from the annotation of a GenBank genome assembly. Lineage: Eukaryota; Metazoa; Mollusca; Cephalopoda; Sepiida; Sepiidae.